AUGUUAUCUUGUAUUAUCUGUUCUUUAUUUCCCUUUAUACUUAUAAUAAUAAAUAUUUUCUUGUACUGUAUGGCCCUUCCACCCCUUCCAGAACUCUCAAGAGUUCAAUUAGAUUGCCAUAGAAUUCCUUCGAGUUUUUGCUGCUCAAAUCGAAUUAGGAGUAAUUGUGCCCAGCUCUGUGCGUCUUUAUCAACUUCAACUGCCUUAUGUUUAAACUCAGCAUUUCCUUCGUCUAGUUCUUCUAAAGUACCAACGGUAGGCUUUAAAUAG
Meloidogyne enterolobii is the source of this 270-nucleotide messenger RNA. Lineage: Eukaryota; Metazoa; Nematoda; Chromadorea; Rhabditida; Meloidogynidae. The record is from the annotation of a GenBank genome assembly.